CGGGGUGGGAGAGCCCGGGUGCUCGGCAGGCAGGGGGCUGCUAUCCCCGCUCCCGCUGGCUGUAAGGAGCGGUGGGCGGAUGAAGAGCUCCAGGCCUCCCCCCGACAGCAGCCGAUCAGAGCAGCAGCCUCCGCCUCCUUCCUGAGCAGCCGCCGCCGCUUGCAGACUCAGCCCCCGUCCAGACUCAGAGCCGCGGCGGCCGCACUUUGCUCCCCUUGCCAUCCAAAGGGGCUCCGCAGCCUAGACGAGCUCCCGGGAGCUGGCGGGAAGCAGAGGAGGACGCGGGUGUCCCGCAGCACAGCAGAUUUGAGAUAAUACAUUUUCAGUAUGGGAAGGAGGAGAAUCUUGAAGGCUUGUUGAGCCAUGGAAAUGAUGUGUUCAAUCUGGAGUUGGAGGCAGAUGCAGAUGUGCUUAUGCUGGGCUUUCUAUCUAAAGAUGGGGAAACAAGGAGCAGUCACUAAUCCCUGAAAAUUACCCCAGCAGGCACUCUGCCACUCCAGAGAGGUACAUAUCUGAGGAGACUAAGAAAAGACUGUCAUGAAAAGACAGCCAGGGUUACGUCACUCCAUAGUGCCCACAGUUUCAGUAAAACAUGGAGGUGUCUUCCUUGGUUAAACGUCACCUUUAAAAGGAAACAUGGAUCCCAUAAACUCAACUGAACAAAAUUACACAUCAGAAGAACUGUUUAAAACAGUGACAUCAAAGAUUCUUGUUUCAUUUACUCUUUCUGUGCUGGCACUAAUGACAACGGCCAUCAACUCUCUGGUGAUGACUGCAAUAAUUGUGACAAAGAAGCUCCAUCACCCUGCCAACUAUUUAAUCUGCUCCCUUGCAGUCACUGAUUUUCUAGUUGCAGUCCUAGUGAUGCCCUUCAGCAUUGUGUAUAUUGUGAAGGAGACCUGGAUCAUGGGACAAAUAAUGUGUGACGUUUGGCUGAGCGUUGACAUUAUGUGCUGUACCUGUUCUAUCUUGCAUCUCUCUGCUAUUGCUUUGGAUCGGUACCGAGCAAUCACAGAUGCUGUGGAGUAUGCCAGGAAAAGAACACCAAAACAUGCAGGCAUCAUGAUUGCAGUGGUGUGGAUCAUAUCCAUUUUUAUCUCUAUGCCUCCUUUGUUCUGGAGGCACCAGACAACCAGCAAAGAUGACGAAUGCAUCAUCAAACACGACCACAUAGCUUUCACUAUUUACUGCACAUUUGGAGCCUUUUACAUCCCACUGGCAUUGAUUCUGAUCCUUUAUUAUAAAAUCUACAAAGCAGCAAAGACAUUUCACAGAAGGAGCGUAAGCCGCAUUGUAAGAGAGGAGGUAAAUGGACAAGUCCUCUUGGAACCGAGUGAGAGAAGCACCAAAUUGGCUUUGACGCACUACACAACAGAUAAAACAUCUGAUCCCUCGACAGACUUGGAUAAAAUCCAUACCACAUUGCGAAGCCCUAAGUCAGAGGCCAAACAAGAGAAAACCUGGAAAAAACAAAGAAUCUCCAGCACGAGAGAAAGAAAGGCAGCAACUACCCUGGGCUUGAUUUUGGGCGCAUUUGUGAUCUGCUGGCUCCCCUUUUUUGUAAAGGAAGUUGUUGUUAACACCUGUGAAAGAUGUCACAUUUCAGAAGAAAUGUCCAAUUUCCUGACAUGGCUGGGAUACAUCAAUUCUCUUAUUAACCCGCUAAUCUAUACAAUCUUUAAUGAAGACUUCAAGAAAGCAUUUCAGAAGCUUGUGCAAUGCAAGCAAUGACAGAGUAUUUGGUCUUCUAACACUGAACCUGAAAAGAGAUUUUUUUUAAAAUAUAUAUAAAUUGAUAAGACUUCUAAAGAGAGACAUUUGUUGUGUUUAGGAAAGACAUACACAUACAUGGCAAGGUGCGACUGAUACAAAGAACUCCAAGGAACAGUCCUCAACUAUUUGAGCUAAAAGAUCAGCCAUAGGAGGUCUCGAGUUCUUUCUGUGCUGCAAACAGCUGAUGGAAGAGGACAUGUUCUCCCACUCGCAUACACAAGCACACAGAUCCUGAAUCAGUGGGAACAAAGGGGGGGUCUCUAGCCACCCACAACAAAAACUGCCACAAAUUACAACCUAUUUUCUUCAAAUGAAAACAGUAUGCAAUUUAAGGGGGCACAAUACUGAAGAAUCUGAAGUGGUAGUAAAGCAGCCAGCCAGUUCUAAACAUGGGGAAAGACAAAUAAGCAUGAAGUACAAAAUUCAAAUUAGGCUAUUUAUUUAUUUUUUUAAAUAACCUGUAUCUCAAGAAUAGUUUGAUGGAUUUUUCUUCCACAUUUGCCUUCAGGUUAAAUCUGAUCAUUUCCAAUGUCCCCAAUCAAUUCUCCAGGCGGGCAACCUAUUGCAGCUAAAGCUGAACUUUACAUUAGAAGAUUGUUGCAACCUCAACUAUUGAGUCUUAUCUCCCCAUAAUUUCACUUUAUGAUGUCAAUGCACUGAAGAAAUAUUAAGUAACUAACCCUCACUGCCUCCCUUUGAGGUAGGUAGGUAUUAUCUCCAUUUUACAGAUGAGUGAAAAAGCACAGACAAAAGAAAAGUUUAAUGCCCAACAUUUUCAAAAGCUUGGGCAGCAGCAAAUAGUCACUUGGGUGCCAUCCAGGAGGCUGAAAGAUGGUGACUGGUCCACACCCAAGCUAACUGAGCAGCCAAUGGCUUGAGCACAGGCACCCAGUUAGGUGUCCCCGUGAACUCCUGAAAAUGCUAAAGGUCUGCACCAGGUGCUCAAAAAUUAAUUGUACUAAGAGAAUGGACUAUGCCAGGAGGUGCAACAAAAGCUAUUUAAAUAGCAGCCCUGAUGGGUUGCUUGCAAUCUGUGCACCCUUAAACCAUGAUGGUGCACAGAGCAAUGACCCACAUACACACUGAAGAGAGAGAGAAAACGAACACAGGAUUUAGUGAGGGUUUAUAGAAUUAAUACAGGGAAGGAGGGAAAGUCAGGAUUAGGGCAGGGGCUACAUAAGGCCGGGAAGAGAUAGAAAGGGCUGUGGCUGACAUACCCAACUUUUGAGAGAGAGCAGAACAGCAAUGUGGAGAGGCCGCAGUAUCGCACCUAGCCAAGUUCCAUGUAUACAUCAUGAGACACGGUGUAUUUUUAAAAAAAUAAUAGAUCUAUUAUACAUUUAAAAAAAAAUAAACCUCUUUCAAAUGAAACCUGAUUUCAAUACAAAAUGGGUUAAGGCCUAUUCUACUUGUAAUCUCUGAAGACAUUUAAAUUAAAAAAAAAUAUGCUGAACCCAUGAGCCUGUAUCAAAAACGUUGCCUGAAAAGUCUGCUUGUCGAAAGAAUCAGGGGAAAGCAUCUAAACUUUUGAAACAAAGCUCUAUAAAUAGGGCACAAUAGGUCUUUCAUGAAGGGCUUGAUCUGGUAGGGGACCCAGAGGCAGUGCUGCUGGUGCAAGAAAUUGGCGAAGUCAUCACAGGCAUUGGGGGACAGCUUCUUACUCUAGGAGACACCAACAGGAUCAUCCACUUAGCCCAGUUGGGUGGUCUCAGUCUCCUAUUUUAUAGCGGCUCCCUACCUGAGCUCUGAUUGGCUCAGUUCAUAAAUUACAAUUUUUUUUACUUUAACCACCAUGGGCACUUACUCUCCAGCUCAUGGAAAAACACUGAUUGCUCAGUAACUACCAGACAUUGUGUCUGGGUGACUGGUCACUUCAAGUAAAUGGCCUUGGUCUGUGUCCUUGCAUGCUUGCAGAGAGACACAAAUCCAUUAAUUUCUCAACUGCCCCCCCCCCAUCUCUAAACAAUCAAAUACUGCAGUGCAAAAGGCAUGUAGGUAUUACGGGCAGAAGCCUUGAAUUGCUGGUAGUUGGUGUGCUUUUCUGGGGGCAGAGGAGUUCUUAACAAGGGAGCAGGAGCAGAGGGCGCAACCAGCAAGGAGCAAAACUGGUGCCAAAGCAGGACACCAGGGGAAGAAGAGACAACAUUCUUCAGAGUGCAGCCUCUAGUGUUGAUUUCAACACCUGGGAACUUGAAGGAAAAAACCUGCCAUGGGGGCAGGUUGUAAAAAAGACCCCUAUCGGGGAAUAUUUUCAAGAAAUUCCUGUACCUCUGGGUAAAAAGGAACAUGUGUCAAAUGUAAGCAGUGCAAGAAAGAGCUGCAAGGCCUGGCUGUCAGAAUAAAACAACAUGAAAAAUGCUCUUCAAGAGGCAAUGACUUUGAAGAUGAUGUGGACAGGUCUGAACUAUCUGGAUCAACUGAGUCCAGGUUACACAUAAGGGGCUACGAAUGUCCAUCGUCUGCAACUUCAGAGUCAUCUGCCAACACCACAAGCAGCAUGGCAACUACACAUUUGUCAGACAGUAAAUUACCUGUAAUAAAAAACACCACACAGCCUUUCUUCAUCAUCCGGUAACACCCUAGAUGACUUAAUAAUCAGGACCAGCAAAUUCCAGCAAGACUCCAAAGAUGAAAAGAUUGCUUGGUUCACUUUUGCAACACAUCCUCCUUUUUGUCUUGUUUAGAACAAACGUUUCAUUGACAAGUUUCGCUCAUUACGACCAGUCAACACUCCACCCAACAGAGCAGACAUCCCUGGAAGGUUCCUGGAUACAAUCUAUAAGAAGUAAACUGAAUAGUGUGUAAUAAAUAUUGACAGGAAAUUCAUUAAAUUGAUGGGUGGAGCAAUGUACACAAUGAUCCAGUAGUCUGUGCUUGUGUGAUAACAAAGACGGAGUUGUCUAUCUUACAGAAACAAUUGAUCCAUCAGGAAACAUGCAUUUAGCAGAAUAUUUAAGCAGCAGUAAAAUCGAUAAACUGUGAACAAAAAAUUCAAGUGUAUACCUUUGUCAUAGGCAAUGCUGCAAAUGUAGCAAAGAUUAAACAAAAUCUAGAAGAUAAUGAAGGAAACCUGAAACGUACAACAUUAUGGGUACAGUGCUCAUUUGCUGCAUCUUUUAGCCAAAGACUUACGUACAACUCCAAGAAUAAGAGAAAACGUUGCUGAAAUUGCAAAAUAUUCUCAUCACCACCAGUUCGCUUCAGCAAAGAGAACAGGAGGGUCUAAACUAAUUUUCCUCUAUGAAGUACAAUGGAAUUCAGUGGUUGACUGUUUUGAGCUAUUUAUUAAGAAUUGUCCUAUUCUGAUGACAAUUUGUGAAGAAAAUUGCAACAAAACAGAUGGAACUACUAUAGCCAAAGUAGUCAACAUCAGACUAAAGAGAAUAUACAUGAUGUACUGAAAUACAGAUACCUAUUUCCAUAGCCUUAAACAAACAGUAGAACGACUACUGCUGUAUUGCUGAAGUUGUUGAAAUUUGGAAAGAACUUUGAGACAUUAAAAAAAGAAAUACUCAACUACAAAGUUAAAUUGCAGGCAGUAAAGAAACAAAUGGAUCAAGCACUUACUGCACUUAAUUUUCUUGCCAAUUACCAGGUAUAUAUGUAACUGCUGAAGAAGCAGCAGCUGCUAUGACAUGGGGUAUCACUAAUCAUACCAAUAAUAAAUUUCAGGGCUGGACGUGAACCAUUCAAGCAGUACAUGUUUGCUGAUGAUGGUUUAAAGAAAGUCACACCACUGAACUGGUGGAAAUCACUAGCUAAGCACCUGGAACCAGACUUUGAUGAAGUGCUAAACCAGUUUUAGACAGCGGUAGCCUCUUCUGCAGGUACAGAAAAAAUAUUCUCUUUAUUUGGACUCAUUCAUUCCAAACUGAGAAAUCAAUUGGGAGUUGGAGAAAAAACAACAACACAAAAACUUGUCUGUGUCUUCUAGUCUAUGAAUAAGAGUAAGGAGGGAGAGGAUGAGAUCUACUAGUUGAAAAGUUUGAAAGACAGUUUAGAGUAAUUUAGGAAACAAUCUCAUUUUCAAGAGACUUGGGCAAGUAGGACCUUAAGUUCUAGUCACUUUCACAUAGGCAUAUUUGAAAAUUUGCCCAGGCUGACCCCAAAUAACCAAUUUAAUUCACUAACUACAGUUAAUCCUUCUGUUUAAUAAAUCAUUUAGCUGUAAAUGUGAAAUGUGUUUUGAUGAGAAAUUUAUGUAUCCAAAACAUUUAAGGUUGUUUUGUUUAAUAAAAUAUAUUUUAUAUGCUG
Caretta caretta (loggerhead turtle) is the source of this 6027-nucleotide messenger RNA. Lineage: Eukaryota; Metazoa; Chordata; Testudines; Cheloniidae. The record is from RefSeq and is a predicted model, not a curated record.